UAAUGCAAGAAAAAAAGGGACAGACAAAAAUUUGAUCUCUAAUCCAUUAAUGUUGCAGAAAAGAGGAUUAGUUUGUCCUUCAAGAUACAAACUUCCGUCUUCUGACACGACAUUCAGAUAUCCGACUUUCGGGUCGGGUGGAUCCAAGUGAAACACUGUCCGGGUUCUACCCAUACCAACAUCAUACACAAGCCGUUGAUAUGUGUUUUCAAUCCACGGCUAUAAAUGCAAACAAAAAUAGGGAAGUUAGUGGUGAACGAUUCUCCCAAGAGACUACAGAGAGUUGUGGAGGAGAAGCUGAUAUCCCUGUUAAGGUCAUGCGAAAGGUGCACGCAGCUGCACCAGAUUCAAGCCCAAAUAGUCACCCAUGGACUCCAGGGCAAUGAUUACGUCACCCCUAGUUUCAUCACGGCGUGCGCACGUCUCGGUAGAAUGGGUCACGCCGGAAGAGUGUUCAACACAACGGCGCAACCAAACGGCGCCACUUGGAACGCCAUGUUCCGAGGCUUUGCCCUAUUGGAGUGUCCCUUUGAAGUCGUUGUUUUGUUCGCGCAAAUGCAUCGCACCGGCGCUUCGCCGAACUGCUUCACUUUCCCAAUGGUGAUGAAGUCGUGUGCUCAGGCGAACGCGGUUAGAGAAGGAGAGCAGGUUCACUGCGUGGUGGUGAAACGCGGUUUUAAGUCGAACGCGUUUGUGGGAACCGCGUUGAUUCACAUGUACUCGGCGAGAGGGGAGCUUUCCAUCGGGGAUGCCUACAAGGUGUUUGGCGAAAUGCGCGAGAAGAAUGUCUUCGCUUGGACUGCGAUCAUUGCUGCUCACGUGGCGUGCCGUGACAUGGCUUCCGCAAGGCGUCUUUUUGACCUGGCGCCGGAGCGCGACGUGGUGCUAUGGAACGUAGUCGUUUCUGGGUACAUCGAAUUGGGGGAUAUGGUAGCUGCGAGAGCGCUGUUUGAUAAAAUGCCGAACCGCGAUGUGAUGUCGUGGAACACCAUCUUGAACGGUUACGCCUGUAACGGUGAGGUGAAAUCGUUUGAGAAGCUGUUUGAUGAAAUGCCUAAGAGAAAUGUUUAUUCUUGGAACGGGUUAAUUGGAGGGUACGUUCGGAAUGGGCUCUUUAACGAAGCUUUGGAGUCUUUUAAAGGGAUGUUGAUGUUACCAAAACAAGAAGGGGAAGGUGGUGAUGUUGUGGUCAUUCCCAAUGAUUACACAGUUGUGGCAGUACUGUCCGCGUGUUCCAGAUUGGGAGACCUUGAGAUGGGUAAGUGGGUGCAUGUUUAUGCAGAGAGUAUUGGGUAUAAGGGCAACUUGUUUGUUGGAAAUGCUUUGAUUGACAUGUAUGCAAAAUGUGGGGUUAUAGAGAAAGCACUUGAUGUGUUUAAUUGGUUGGAUGUGAAGGAUAUAAUAACUUGGAACACCAUAAUUAAUGGCCUUGCCAUCCACGGUCAUGCAGCUGAUGCUUUAAGUUUGUUUGAGCAGAUGAAGAGCGCGGGAGAGAAGCCAGAUGGUGUUACGUUUGUUGGGAUUUUGUCUGCAUGUACGCAUAUGGGGUUAGUGAGAGAUGGGUUUCUGCAUUUCCAAUCGAUGGUUGAUAUUUACUCAAUUGUGCCUCAGAUUGAGCAUUAUGGUUGUAUGGUGGAUUUGUUGGGAAGAGCUGGUCUUAUGGAUCAGGCUGUGGAUUUCGUAAGGAAGAUGCCAAUGAAACCGGAUGCGGUUAUAUGGGCAGCACUGCUUGGGGCUUGUCGGAUGUACAAGAAUGUGGAAAUAGCAGAAGUGGCGCUUGAGCAACUCAUUGAACUUGAACCCAACAACCCUGCAAACUUUGUCAUGCUUUCGAACAUAUACAAGGAUCUUGGAAGAUGGGAGGAUGUUGCCCGGUUGAAGAUUGCAAUGAGAGAUACCGGGUUCAAGAAAUUACCGGGAUGUAGUGUUAUUGGGUGCAAUGAUAGUGUGGUGGAAUUCUAUUCUUUGGAUGAGAGACAUCCUGAGACAGAGAGUAUAUAUCGAACAUUGAAGGGAUUGACUACUCUGUUAAGAUUGAACGGAUACGUCCCAAAUCUUGUGGAUGUUGCUCAUGGAAACUGAACGAGUAGGGAGGCAUCUUGAUGAUACCCAAAUCUUCUUGAAUUGGCUCAACAUCUGGAAGACCCAAUCAGUUCUACAGACCAAAAUCAAUUCUUCAAAUUUUGGGUCUGUUUUGAAACAGUGGAAAAAUCACAUAAUCUUUCAUCCUGCUGCUGCUUGUUGUUAAACUCAGUUACUAUCAAAUUCUUGGUAUUUAUGAGCAAUCUGGCAAUGGUCACUUCUUCUGUAUGUGGUGACAACCUCCAUCUGGCUUCACCCAAACCUUGACAAGCGAAGACCUUGCUAUUUUUGGAAGAGUCUACAUUGUUUAGGUAGUAAAAUAUUAUUGAAAAGAAAAAAGUUCACUGUGUUGUAUGGGUGAGGAUAUCAUAAAAGUUGAAUUGAGAUUAUGACAA
Molecule: messenger RNA, 2477 nt
Organism: Vigna radiata var. radiata (mung bean)
Lineage: Eukaryota; Viridiplantae; Streptophyta; Magnoliopsida; Fabales; Fabaceae
Product: pentatricopeptide repeat-containing protein At3g29230-like
Exons: 1
Coding region: 226-2082 (618 amino acids)
Biological process (GO): RNA modification
Molecular function (GO): protein binding; RNA binding
Source: RefSeq, a predicted model, not a curated record